Molecule: messenger RNA, 2514 nt
Organism: Meyerozyma guilliermondii ATCC 6260
Lineage: Eukaryota; Fungi; Ascomycota; Pichiomycetes; Serinales; Debaryomycetaceae
Gene: MCM3
Product: MCM DNA helicase complex subunit
Exons: 1
Coding region: 1-2514 (837 amino acids)
Biological process (GO): DNA replication; double-strand break repair via break-induced replication; DNA strand elongation involved in DNA replication
Cellular component (GO): nucleus; MCM complex
Molecular function (GO): ATP hydrolysis activity; ATP binding; single-stranded DNA binding
Source: RefSeq, a predicted model, not a curated record
AUGGACGACCUGACAGACCAGCCCAUCGAUGCCGUGUUCGGUGACCGCGUUCGUCGUUUCCAAGAAUUUCUCGAUCGAAUCGACUCCAAUAAUGUCGAAUACAGGUCACAAAUCCGCGAUAUGUUGACAAAGGGCAAAUUCCGGUUGACGGUUUCUCUCGAUGAAAUCCGGGAAUUUGACCGUGAAUUCUGGCUGGGUCUUCUUAAUACUCCAGCAGAUUUCCUCCCAGCGUGCGAAAGAGCGUUGCGUGAUACGGUGUUGACGAUUUACGACCCCAAUGAUUCGAGAUUUGACCACAUGGAUGAAAACCAGCAGUUCUAUCUUUCGUUUAAAGGGUCUUUAGGUGACCAUCACGUGUCGCCCCGGUCCAUUACCUCGAACCAUAUCUCCAAAAUGGUGUCUGUAGAAGGUAUUGUCACCAGAGCGUCUUUGGUGCGGCCAAAAAUCAUUCGCUCCGUCCACUACGCCGAGGAAACCAAUCGAUUUUACGCUAGAGAUUACCGCGACCAAACCACCUCGUUCGACCCAAUUUCCACUCCGGCAAUCUACCCCACUGAAGAUUUGGACGGUAACAAAUUAACCACCGAAUAUGGUUACUCUACUUAUCGCGAUCAUCAAAAAAUUUCGGUGCAAGAAAUGCCCGAAUCUGCCCCAGCAGGUCAGCUUCCGCGUUCGGUGGACGUGAUUUUGGAUGAUGAUUUGGUGGACACCACCAAGCCCGGCGAUCGUAUCCAGAUUGUGGGUGUAUAUCGUGCCCUUGGAGGUGCCAAUAAUAAUAGUUCGUCUUUCAAAACGGUAAUUUUGGCCAAUUCGGUGUAUCCGUUGCAUGCGAGGUCUACUGGUGUUGCUUUCCAAGACAAAUUGACCGAUAUAGAUAUCAGAAACAUCAACAAGAUGUCGAAAGAGAAGAAAAUUUUCGACAUUCUUUCCCACAGUUUGGCUCCUUCCAUCUAUGGAUUCGACUACAUCAAGAAGGCAGUAUUGCUUAUGCUCAUGGGAGGUGUCGAAAAGAAUCUCGACAAUGGUACCCAUCUUCGUGGAGACAUCAAUAUUUUGAUGGUGGGAGAUCCUUCGACAGCCAAAUCUCAAAUGCUUAGAUUUGUCUUAAACACCGCAGCCUUGGCUAUUGCUACAACCGGUAGAGGAUCGUCUGGUGUUGGUCUCACCGCAGCCGUCACUUCAGACAGGGAAACAGGAGAAAGACGACUCGAAGCAGGUGCAAUGGUAUUGGCCGAUAGAGGUAUUGUUUGUAUUGAUGAGUUCGAUAAGAUGUCUGACAUUGAUCGUGUGGCCAUUCACGAAGUCAUGGAACAGCAAACGGUUACCAUUGCAAAGGCAGGUAUUCAUACUACGUUAAAUGCUCGUUGUUCGGUCAUAGCCGCCGCAAAUCCCGUGUUUGGCCAGUACGAUGUCCAUAAAGAUCCACACAAGAACAUCGCUUUGCCUGACUCCCUUUUGUCUCGUUUCGAUUUACUUUUCGUGGUCACUGAUGAUGUACAACCUACAAGAGACCGUAUUAUUUCGGAACACGUUUUGCGAAUGCAUCGGUUUAUUCCUCCAGGAUUAGUGGAGGGUGAACCGAUUCGUGAAAAAUCGACGGUUUCCCUUGCAGUUGGCGACGAGUCUACUGCAGAACAAGAAUUACAAGAACAACCAGUCUUUGAAAAGUUCAAUGCACUCAUUGCCGGCGAAGAGGCAUCACGUAAGAAGACGCUUGUGUCUAUACCGUUUUUGAAAAAGUAUAUUCAAUAUGCCAAGCAGAGAGUGCAACCAGUUUUGACAAAUGCUUCGUCUGAGUAUAUCACUGAGACGUAUUCUGCAUUGAGAAAUGAUCUCAUCGACAUGAACCAGCGUCACACAGCUCCUAUUACGGCAAGAACUUUGGAAACGCUUAUUCGUCUUGCAACUGCACAUGCCAAGGUUCGUCUAUCCAGAACCAUUGAUGUCAAGGAUGCCAAAGUUGCGGAAGAGAUGUUACGUUUUGCUCUCUUCAAGGAGGUCACAAGAAAGUCCCAUGCCAAGAAGAGAAGGACGGAGGAAGACAAUGAGAGCGAUGGUGCGGAAAGUGAAACCGACAGCGAGGAAGAAGUCAUUCCUUCAAGAACAAGAACCAGUGCAAGGUUGAGAGAAAGACAAACACCCGAGUCCAAUGCCACGGCUUCAUCCGAAUCAGCAGAAACUCCGGAUUCCUCAGAACAAGAGUCGCUAGCAGACACUUCAGUUCAGCGCAAUCUUGAUAAUCUUCAUAUUUCGACCGCAUCAAACGCCAAUCGUAAUAGUGAGAUUACGAACGAAAGAUACGCCAAGUUUGUUAGACUUAUGGCCGAAGUUGUGCGCACGCCGCUCUUCGAGAACGAGACCACUUCUUGUGCCAUUGACACCGUUGUGGAAGCGGUCAAUGCAAACCUUGCGCAGGAAGAAGUAUAUGCUCCAACCGAGAGUCGCGCGGCACUCGAGAGAAUGCAUAACGAAGAGAAGAUAUUUUUGACUGACGGAAAAGUAAUGAGGAUGUAA